This is a messenger RNA of Drosophila yakuba, 652 nucleotides long. RefSeq lists its product as uncharacterized. Bases 506 to 604 code for a protein of 32 amino acids. Lineage: Eukaryota; Metazoa; Arthropoda; Insecta; Diptera; Drosophilidae. The record is from RefSeq and is a predicted model, not a curated record. The transcript has 2 exons.
GCCUGACAGUGAAAGAGCGAACGAGAGCGGCCAAAACAACCAAAAUAAAGUUACGUGAAAUUAUAAAUAAAAAAUAAGGAAAUACACGUUCAGCAGCCGAUGAGCCAAAUACAACAAAGCAACGCUGUAAAAACUGACAACACAUUUCAGUUUAUUCCGCCUCGUGCCAUGUGAGCAACUUCAAAUUGAAAUCAAAUCGGAAUCAGUGUGCGGGUGCUAAUUAGCGGAAGACGGCAAUUUAUUGAACGCGAAAAAAGCCCCACUAUCCAACUUCCAUUUCGACACGAAACCAACCGCCAAAUCAAAUCGCCGUCGAAUUCUGCAUCAAAUGAAUGUGCGAAAAGUGCAAUAAAUCAAUGUUUCUGGGAGAGUUGGAAGAAGAAGACGGAAGCAGCGCCCACAACAAAAGCAAAGAGAGCAACACCUAACGGGACACCCAAACCCGAGACUUAUCAGCACUACGAGACCAUCUCACUAGCUAUAGUCUUAGUUCAUAUCUCGGAAAAUGGACGAGGUCUUCAGCCUGCACAUGGAGAAAUUGGACGUUUACGACGUUCUCCUUUUGGCCGGCAUUCUCUCCGUGAUAAUUCUGAUUUGUAUUUAGUUUAAAUUGAAUGUCAAUCGGACUAAAAUGCAGAAAAAAACACAGCGA